AGCAGAGACCGUGUGUGUGAGUGUGUGAAGAGACCGCGCAUGUGUGGCUGUGGGAUGCACUGAGCGGAGCUGACGGCAGAGGGUAAGGGGUUGUGAUGAAUGGCAGUGGAGGGAUGAUAGCAGAGGAGACGGACAGACGGAGAAGCUUGAGGUUCACCUGAAGAAGAGAAGGAAGAAGGAAGAGAGAGAAAUAAGGACAGACAGCUGAGAGACAACAGAAGGUCUGGCCGCUGCGCAGAAUCUGCUGAACUGUUUGUGUAAACGGAGGUAACAGAAGGGUGAUGGAGAAAAAGAUGCAGGAGACAGAUGAUCAGCCACAAAUAGAAAGGCUGAAGUAGACAGGCGCAAAAGAGGAGAGGCGAAGAGGAGCAGAGGACACAGAGGUAGACGGAUGCAGCCUGAUGUUUCCACCUUACAACAGCCUCCUCCAUCUUACGUCUCCUCCAUGUUGUUGAAACCUCAAGAACAUCAAAACGGGCAGGAGAGAGCAUCCCCCCGCUGAUGAGACGUCCUCCAGACAAAGACGAAAUCAUCAAGCUGAUGGCAAGACUAUGAGCAAGCAGGACGUGAGGAAAGCUGGAAAUAUGACAAACACGUAGUCAGACAGGAAUGCAAAGGGUGGUGCCAUGCACAUGAUGGAGAAUUAUCAGAGGGUAGGAAUGUUCUGCGAUGUGUGUGUUCAUGCCACUAAAAGACGAAUGGACCAAAGGAAUCUUGAACCUCUGGUAUGAGUCUGAUGACGCAGCACAGAGAAGGACGUCAAACUGUUACUGCUCUCUUUGCUUAGCUUUGAAGACUGAAGAUCUACCUUUAAACAAUAAACCUCUGCACUCCCUCAUCUGAGGAAUUCAAGAAGCUUGGACUUUAAUGGAGUCAUUGCAACAUUUCUCUGGAGUUUUAUAGGACUACUCCCUGAAAGACCUUCUCUCCUACUCAUCAAAAGCCAAGGGGUCAAACAGAGUCUCCUGACCACACAGUACCAGAGCAGGAAGGCAGACCGAAGGCCAAAUUUUUCUUUUUCACAUGCUCAAGUCAUGAUAAAAAACGACCACAGCUGCAACAAGGAAGUGUAGUGGUGGUUUUAAUGAUACGUAUUUAGUUUCCUUCUGCAGGAAACGGAACAGCAUCUUAGGUAACACCUUCUGAACAUUUCUGAACUGCCUGGACUCAGUCCUGACACACUCUGUAAAGGAAACUAUCCCACUACCUGUACUGUCUGUGUAUAUGUGGACAUCUAGGUGCACGUAAGGGUGGUUAAACUGAGUGUGAACAUAUCUUAGUGCUAAAAUAUUACAAAUUCCUGUGUCAUCUGCAGACAUCAAUCAAAGACUGAGCAGGAACAUUUUCACACAAACAGCAAAACAACAACAACAAUCUCUUUAGUCAACACUGAUCUGACACUGUGAACAGACUGUUAAGUCAUCUGGAUAAGUUAGCUGUUACCGAUUAAGAGCUAAGUACUCGGUUGGUGUGGAUAAACUUUUAUCUUUCUCGUAAAAAGUGACGACAUCACCUGCCAGGGAAGAUCUUCUAAGGAAACAUGGAGGACACCAUUCGUCCCCAUGUCACCUCUAAUGGCUGACUUCAAAAGAAAGGCUUAAUCUUCUUUUCCGUGGUCGUAAUCAAACACAGGAAUCCACUGCUGAUCAGAGCCACAGCCCUCCUCUCGUACAACUCCUAAACCGAGCGAAUGUCCUGUCUCAGGCGUCAGCCGAUGGCCAUCCCCAUGGACACCGUCAAGAUCAUCCAGUCGGAGAAGUUUCCUAGAGAGUGCCCUGUGCCCGUCACCCAACCUCGCUAUGCUCCGGCUCCCAGAGUGGCGUGGGACGGUGGUGGUGAAGGAGAAAUCAUUGUCAACCAGGCCUGCAGUGACCUGACACUGGACAUUGCACCGUCCCCCAGACCCAUGAUGUCCCCUCCUGCCCCCCUGAUGCACAGGGAGCAGAGUUUCCUGGCGCAACGCAAACCGAGUGCCAACGAAAUCUGCUACCACCAAUUCCACUACAAGAUGGAAGAUGUCAUAGUCAACCAGUAUGUGCUGCGCUCCUCCUCCACCUCCUCCUCCACUUCCUCCUCGUCCUCGGGGCCAGUCAUGCCUUGCGAGCCCCUCGAAUGCCCCACCUGUGGUCACACUUAUAAUUUCGCCGGGAAACGUCCACGCAUUCUCUCCUGCCUGCACUCGGUGUGUGAGGAGUGCCUGCAGAUCCUCUACGAGUCCUGUCCCAAGUACAAGUUCAUCUCCUGCCCCACGUGCCGGCGUGAGACGGUGCUGUUCACUGACUAUGGCCUAGCUGCUCUGGCCAUCAACACCAGCAUUCUGAGCCGCUUGCCCUCUGACCCCAACGGGCCUGUGCAGUGGGGCGGGGACGCCGACCGCAGCUGCUACCAGACUGUGCGUCAAUACUGCCAGUCAGCCUGCACCUGCCAGAUUGCCAACCCGUUGUCCUCCUGCGGCAUCAUGUAGACAAGAGGGAGGAGGUGAGGGCGCUGCUUCACACCACCACAACUCUUCUCAUCCAUAAGCUAAACCCACAUUGCCAAGCCCCUCCCCUCACAGUAAAUAACCCCCCAUAGAUGUUAUCUCUCUAUAUUUAAUAGCACAGAUGGAUGCUGUGUGGGACUGAUGAAUCCUGAUGGUUCAGUAUAAAGUAAAUAAAUGUAUUUUAUGUAUGGACUGGAAACCUAUUCACCGUCUCUUGUUUGGUUGGAUGUGUUUGUCAUGACAUCUCUUUACAUGGGAAUGCCAGGGGAGGUGUCUCCCCCCCAACCUAGGUGAAUAAAGAUUAAAUAAACACA
Molecule: messenger RNA, 2796 nt
Organism: Nothobranchius furzeri (turquoise killifish)
Lineage: Eukaryota; Metazoa; Chordata; Actinopteri; Cyprinodontiformes; Nothobranchiidae
Gene: rnf208
Product: ring finger protein 208
Biological process (GO): protein ubiquitination
Molecular function (GO): ubiquitin protein ligase activity
Source: RefSeq, a predicted model, not a curated record